This is a messenger RNA of Patiria miniata (bat star), 491 nucleotides long. RefSeq lists its product as uncharacterized. The coding region runs from base 102 to 479 and encodes 125 amino acids. NCBI's taxonomy places the organism in Eukaryota, Metazoa, Echinodermata, Asteroidea, Valvatida, Asterinidae. The transcript is spliced from 2 exons. The record is from RefSeq and is a predicted model, not a curated record.
UCCCAACCAAUUGGUACAUAGUGUGCGUCGCAACAUACACGCAAAUAACGCAAUAAGUUGUCUCUCUUCAAAAGUUGGGGGAAAAUUCUCAGAGAAUCGAUAUGUCUAUGUAUAUUGAGACAUAUGACGCCGAUGUCGUCAGUGUUCACCCUGCUCCGUGUCCUAUCUGUGGACCUACAUCGAGAGAGCCUUACGAAUCAGAGCCGACUGUGGACCUCCUGGAAGACCAAUCUGCCACCCGAGGCUCGAGUGUGACCCUUGGCGUCAGCUACCACUCCACCUCGCCGGUCACCAUCACCUGGAGCGUAGAUGGCACCGUGAUUGCCAGGCAGGCCGACCGCAUCUCCCACGGUCAGACCCAGCUAACCAUCCGGCGCUUUGACAACAAGCACCACCGGAAGCGCUUCAGUGUGGAGGUUGUGGACCGGCGGGGCAGGAGACAGGGGACUAGUUGCAUUCUCACUAUGCGAUACUGUUAGGACAGCAUCCCU